UAUAUUUAGUGAGUUUUCAUUGAAGAAGUUUUAAGCAGUUUUAAAUAGCUUUAUUCGUGAAUUAAGUGAACUUUAAUUAACAAUGUGGUGGAUCCUGCGUCGAGCUGGUUUGACCGGCGCAUCCUUCUUCAGUCAGUCGUCCGGUACUAACAACAAUAAUGCUGUUAAAACAGAACCGAGACCGUUACGGAAAAACUAUAAUCAACUUUCGUCAAACGAAAAAUACGACAAAAGGCAAGCCGAAGACGUACACAUCGAAGAAGCCGAAGUCGACUCCGAUGCAAGCAGCACCGAUCUAGAGGAGCGGGACACGCGCGGUGUGUGCCCGCCUUGUGCGCAUGACCGCUACAACAAUAAUAUACGACGCCAUGCACACGACGAUUUCAGUGACGAUACUGAUUAUGAUGAGGCGCUGACGUGCAAUGUAUGCGAUAGGUCGUUCUCGACGCGCCGUCAGCUCAGCGACCACCAGCAGAAAAAGCGACACUUUGGUUGCAGUUCAUGCGACAGCCUGUUCCCCUCGCUGAUGGCGCUGGAACACCAUAAGGAGGAGUUCCAACACUGGAGCGACUCCUCGUACUGCUCGCACUCUGACAGCGAGGAGAGCGAGGGGUGCCAGGAGGACCGGCACCGGCUGCUCUAAUGCCACCAUCUCAUUGUCGCCGGGGACAAGCCGGCCGAGCUCGGCACCUUCGUCUGAUAGCUUCCAGCGCCCCUAUUCUGCUGCUCCCUAUCUACUCGUAAUGGUUUAGGAAUUUUCCAGAACUAGAUCUGGACUCUCCAAGACACUUUUUUAACCAAUCGUGUCACAAUGGUCAAAAAAAUGUCUAAUAUUUACUUGCAUUUUUUAGUAAUCUGCUACUGAACCAUUACGACUUACAUAGCAGAAUUGAGGGUAAACGUUACGGACCUAACAUACUCUGUAUCGCAGACUUGAACAUGCCUUAUUUUGUAACAGCCAUUUGUAAAAUGGAUCAUUUUACUAUACAUAUCUGACAGU
Papilio machaon (common yellow swallowtail) is the source of this 1000-nucleotide messenger RNA. RefSeq lists its product as uncharacterized. Lineage: Eukaryota; Metazoa; Arthropoda; Insecta; Lepidoptera; Papilionidae. The record is from RefSeq and is a predicted model, not a curated record. The coding region runs from base 83 to 643 and encodes 186 amino acids. The transcript has 4 exons.